Messenger RNA from Sceloporus undulatus (fence lizard), 1388 nucleotides. RefSeq names its product transcription factor HES-7.1-like. The coding region runs from base 37 to 717 and encodes 226 amino acids. The transcript has 4 exons. The record is from RefSeq and is a predicted model, not a curated record. Gene Ontology annotation, cellular component: nucleus. Gene Ontology annotation, molecular function: DNA-binding transcription factor activity, RNA polymerase II-specific; protein dimerization activity; RNA polymerase II cis-regulatory region sequence-specific DNA binding. Gene Ontology annotation, biological process: regulation of transcription by RNA polymerase II; regulation of neurogenesis; anterior/posterior pattern specification. Lineage: Eukaryota; Metazoa; Chordata; Lepidosauria; Squamata; Phrynosomatidae.
CCAGACCUCCCUCCACUUGUGGCUUUCCAACCAGUUAUGAAGAUGACAAGCCAGAAAUGGGAAAGCAAAGAGGAGAAGAAGCUUCUGAAGCCCUUGAUGGAGAAGCGACGGAGGGACAGGAUGAACCAAAGUCUGGAUCGACUCCGGGUUUUACUCUUUGAAGCCACGCAGGACGAGAGACUUAAAAACCCCAAAGUUGAAAAGGCAGAAAUUUUGCAAAAAACAGUUCAGUUUUUGAAGACUCAGCCUUUAUCAGAGACAAAGCACAAAGAGGACGCCUUCCUGCAGAGAUACCACAGCGGCUACCGGGAGUGCCUGACGCAAGCCACCCACUUCCUCCGAGGGAGCCCUGGCAUCUGCCAAGGCAAAAAGGCCUACCUGAUGGAGCACAUCUGCCACUGCAUGGAAAAGAUCACUGCCAGCCCCCGAGGGGAGCUCCCCAAACCUGCCCAAGCUGCAUCCACCCCAAACUACGGUGACCUGCAACAGCACUACAGCCCCGAUGUGUUUGCGGGGUGCAGCCCUUCUCCUGCAUAUGUUUUGCACCCGCCUCCGGCCAGUUAUCCUACCCACCAAGGACUCCAGCCCUCUUGCAUGAGUGGUUCAGGUCAGCAAGACGGUUGCGGCCGGUCGCAGCAAAACAAACUCUUGGAAACGCGCAAUUCCGCAACAGUGCAGAGUCCGCAAUCGCUCAACGUCUGGAGACCUUGGCCCUGAAGAAUCCUUUUUUCUUCCUUUCUCUCUUUCUACAGUUCCUUUGUAAAUGUCAAAUUCUAUAUAUAUUGUAUAUAACGGGUUUUAUGUUGGCAAAGAUUGGAGGGGGGUCUCUUAUCUGGGACGGUGGUGGAUUUUUCUUGUGCUUUCUUAGGGAAACAAAAAGACUAGAGGUCGGAGAGAGUAUGUUACAAAUAAUGUCAUUACCUAUUUAAAGAAUAUCUUUCUUUUUUUCUGUAAGUGGGAAAACAAAGAUAUAUCCGCAGAAUGCAUGUUGAAUGGGAAUUAAGUUGCUUCAUGGGUGUAACAAGGACAGUUUCCUGUAAAAUGUAACUUUGAAGGUAUUUGUAUAGGAGUUUUUGCACAGUUUAUGUCAUUCUUUUAUCAGUCUUAAAGAUUUUUUAAAGCAGCAUAUGUAAUGCCAAAGCAUGAGCAAUGAAACAAGGAAUGCAACAAGUUACUUUUCCAGAUGGCAAUGACAAUGAGUAAUGAAUGGUGGCCAAUUACUUUUAAAAAGGCCACUUCCCAAGCUCAGAAAAGACAGUUUUGUCUUUAAAUUUUAAAAAUUCCUCUUUGUAAUUAGGACUUACUGAAUGAACCCAGAUUACAAACAUGGAACUCUGGAGCCUUAUGGAGCAGUGGGUUUUGUGGUGAGAACAACGGGGUCUUGUUUU